Molecule: messenger RNA, 630 nt
Organism: Mercenaria mercenaria
Lineage: Eukaryota; Metazoa; Mollusca; Bivalvia; Venerida; Veneridae
Exons: 3
Coding region: 124-561 (145 amino acids)
Source: RefSeq, a predicted model, not a curated record
GAAUUCGUUGAGUUUUGGUUAAAAUCCAUACACGAGUAUUGUAGUUCUCCAGAUGAUCAGGGUCCACCAGUCCUGCUUGUAGGUACAUUUGCUGACAAAUUAAAUCAGGAAAAGAAAGAAGAUAUGAUAGAUGAAUUCUUCUACACACUGAGGAAAUCGCUUGUAGAUAAAGCCACAAACUGUCAUCUCACGGACAAAGAUUUUGCCAUAGACAAUUCUAUUGUUGAUAGAAAUAUUGAAAAGCUGCGACAACAUAUUUUUAAAGUAGCUUCAAGGCAAAGUUACUGGGGAGAAUUUAUUCCCGCAAAAUGGGUAACUCUUGAGAACAGUAUUGACAAUUUAAAAGACAACGGGGAAAAGGUUCUUCGAAAAUCUGAAUUCCGCGAUCUGAACGACCGUUUACCUGUUCCAUUAGAAACAGAGGAGGAACUAGAACUGUUUUUGAGAUUUCAUCAUGAAACUGGAAAUAUACUGUACUACAGGUUAAAUAUCUGUCCAUGUAUUUUGCCGUUAAAAAUUUUCAAUUUGGGACAUGGAAAGAACAUUUUUGAAAUUUUAUGAUCUAUCAACAAUAUCAAUUAAAAUUGAAAUUUUGACUUUGUUGAUGCCAAAAUAAAGAAAAAACCUAGU